GAGACAUACACAUACUAUGUAAAUAAUUGUUAUUUAUGAAGCGUACUCCAUCAUGAUCCAUAACGAGUGUUUUAACGUUCUUGAUCGUGCAAUAUAUUAGAGGGUAGACCAGCUAAGGACGUUCGACAGCAUUGGAAUGCAAAAAGCUUCAAUGGCGGGUUUAUAUUCUGCGUUCUGUGCUUUAUAUCCCUACUUUAUAAUUAAUUUUCUAUUAGCAAUGGUCGAAGGUGCUGUGAACUGCGAUCAAAAACCUCAUUUUUCGAAUUUUAUGACGUGCUGUAAACUACCAACUGUCAAUUUCAAUUCUUAUUCAAAUUGUAGUCAAUAUCAAAAGUCUAACGAUAAGAUUCCCAGCAUGUGUGCCUUGGAUUGCUUGUUUAGAGAAAGCAAAGCUUUGGAUAAUGAUCAAUUGAACAUGAGUAAUUUGCGUACUAUGUUAAAGAAUGUAAUUUCCAAUUCGGAGUUCAUGGAUGUAUUUCUAUUGAGCUUUGAUCAGUGCAAGACACCUGUGUAUGAAAAAAUUAAAAAUUUUAAGAUAUCCAGUCGCAUACCACUGCAAGGAAAAAGUCUCUUUCAACAAUGCUCACCCGUUGCUUCGCUAUAUGCUAAUUGUGCACUCAAAAAUUCUUUUCUGAAUUGUCCAUCGACGAGUUGGAAUAAAACCUCAAAUUGUGAAACUGCAAAGGAGUACUUAGCGACGUGCGCCAAAAAUUUCGAGCGAGGCGGUGGAAAGUUAAUUGUACGUGGUGCUAAUAGAAGUUCAGACAUGAAUUUGAAAGUGAAUUCCAGAAAUAAAACUGGAAACAAUUAAAGUUUUUAUUAAAUUCUGUU
Messenger RNA from Teleopsis dalmanni, 831 nucleotides. RefSeq lists its product as uncharacterized. The record is from RefSeq and is a predicted model, not a curated record. The transcript has 4 exons. Bases 137 to 811 code for a protein of 224 amino acids. Lineage: Eukaryota; Metazoa; Arthropoda; Insecta; Diptera; Diopsidae.